UACUUUUGCUUCUCACAUAUUCUCACAGGCGGGGAAUAUUCAAUACUCAUCAGUGCUCUGUCAGCAUACGUGUAUUCUAGAAUAUAAAACAAACAUACGACACCCGCCCUAGUACCGACAUUUAAUCCUAAACGCUCUCAUCCAUGGCGCAAGAAUCAACGUUUGAGAUCGCCAUCCCCGACAAAAGCCUUGAAAACUUACGCGCAAAACUCGAACUCACUACUUUCCCGGACGAGCUUGAGGAUGCAGGCUGGAAAUAUGGUGCCCCUCUCGCUGAUAUAAAGCGUCUCGUAGGCAGGUGGAAGGAUGGUUAUGACUGGCGCAAGCAUGAGAAAGCGUUGAAUGACGAGUUGCCCAUGUACACUCGUGACAUCGAGGUUGAAAACCAUGGGGCGCUGAACAUACAUUACGUCCACAAGAAGAGUGAGGUGGUCGAUGCGAUUCCAUUGUUGUUCGUUCACGGGUGGCCGGGGAGCUUCUUGGAAGUCCGCAAAAUACUACCUUUGCUAACAGAAGUCUCUCCCGAGCACCCAAGUUUUCAUGUCGUUGCUAUGAGCUUGCCAGGAUAUGGAUUCUCAGAAGGCCCACGCAAACAAAAUUUUGCAGGGUCUCAAUAUGCCGAGGUAGGAAACAAACUGAUGCUUGCUUUAGGUUACAACGAGUAUGUUACACAGGGUGGUGACUGGGGCUACAUGAUAACUAGAAAGAUAGCUAAUCUCUACGGCGGAAAACACAGCAAGGCAUGGCACACGAACCUUCCUGUCGGCCAGCCACCCCAGUUGCUAAGCUCCCCUCUUUCCUUUUUGGCAAUGCUUGUGAAGCCUUUCACCAGUGCAGAAAAGGCUGGGAUCGAGAGGACCAUGUUGUUCAGACAAAAAGGAUCAGGAUAUUUUGAGGAACAGAGUACUCAACCUCAGACCCUUGGGUACGGGUUGUCAGAUAGUCCGGUCGGCUUACUGGCAUGGAUAUACGAAAAACUUGUCAACUGGACAGACGAAUAUAAAUGGGACGACGAUGAGGUCUUAACGUGGAUAUCAAUUUACUGGUUCUCGCGUGCGGGCCCAGCGGCUUCGGUAAGGAUCUAUUUCGAGGUGAUGCACAACAACGAUAGAAGCAAGGUCAUGCUCUCGGGGCCUGCACCUACUAUUCCGAUGGGUGUGUCGCAUUUUCCCAAGGAACUGGUAGCAUUGCCUAGAGCGUGGAUUCGCUCGACGGGAAAUUUGGUAUAUGAAGGUGAACAUGAUAGCGGUGGUCAUUUUGCUGCACACGAGAAGCCGCAUGAAUUGGUUGGAGACGUCCGUAAGAUGUUUGGGAAGGGAGGCCCUGCUUUUGGAGUGGUUUCAGGAAAAACAGGUUACGCGUAAACCGUUGUCAGGAUCAAAUGCUCGGUUCGAAUCGUGUCAUACGUACAAUUCCUUUUCUUGUUGUUGCAUUACUUCAAGUUCUUACUACAAAUUACUGUCGGUCUGCAAGCUGGCCUG
Messenger RNA from Serpula lacrymans var. lacrymans S7.9, 1481 nucleotides. RefSeq lists its product as uncharacterized. The record is from RefSeq and is a predicted model, not a curated record. Gene Ontology annotation, molecular function: epoxide hydrolase activity. The coding region runs from base 144 to 1364 and encodes 406 amino acids. NCBI's taxonomy places the organism in Eukaryota, Fungi, Basidiomycota, Agaricomycetes, Boletales, Serpulaceae. The transcript is spliced from 8 exons. Gene Ontology annotation, biological process: epoxide metabolic process.